AUGAGCGUCGACGUCGCUGCCAUUCGUGCAGCUUUCGCAGCGUGCGACUUGGACCUGAACGAAGAUGCCACCAGCACGUGCGUGUCGAUAUGCAAGGAGUUUGACUUGAGCUCGGAAGAUAUGGCUGCGCUGUGGGACGCUUACUCGAUGAACCAGCAGCUCGUCGGUGCAGCCACGACGGAUGACCUCGUGGCUUUCCGCUCGUUCCUUCAUCAGCAGAAGGUGAAACCCAAAGAAACCGUGCGCACGACUUCCUCGCAACAUUGUCGUAACUUGAAGACGCCUGUGAUGAAGCGCGAGGCCGAGAGCCAGGACACACUCGAGUCGCUCUACGCCAUGAAGUCACCAAACGGAAAGCGCCCAUCGCGCUCGUUUUCGAGCCCUUUGGGAAGCAACAAGGUACAACGCACCAACACGAUUUUUUCGCCCUCGACGAUGCAGUCUCCACCUGGAGCCAACACCUACGAGAAACGGUUGGACGCUGGCACGACCGUGUCGGAGUUUAACGCGCACCUGAAAAAGCAGAUGGAAAGACAUGAAGCUAGUGCAGGACGUGUCGUCAAAGUUGGAAUUCCGUUUCCGUCGCGUAAUCAGUCUUCUGAUGCUACGUACAUGUACACGCCGCAGUUUCAACGAGCAAUUGCGUUGGAUGAACAGCUCGUCGAGUAUGAGGAGCUGGUGAAAGACCAUUUUGAACUAAAAGAGCUCAAGCCGGUUGGAGAUCCCUCGCCGGCGCAAGUGACGGUAGUGGGGCGUAUCGUGUGUGAGGCAGCUGAAGGCAAGCUGAAUCCGAGCGUUGUGCAGAUUGAAGGAUCUAGAAAGACUUGCGGUGGACAGCGCGUGCUCCUCGACUUGAGCAAAGUCUCCAACUUUCAGCUGUUUCCCGGCAAGAUUGUUGCACUGGAAGGCAUCCUACCAGAUACACGGUCCUCGAUGGUCGUCCGGAAGUUCCUUGAUCCGAUUCCAGCGCUCUCUUCUACAUCCUCUCCAGCGCGUAUGAAAGAGAUCCAAACUGAGCACGGUGAGCCAGUUCGUGUGCUUCUUGCGUGUGGACCGUUCACGACUUCCAGCAAUGUGGACUACUUGCCAUUGAACGAUCUUCUCCAAGUUGCGACCGAUCAGAAGCCAGAUGUGCUUGCACUUAUUGGCCCUUUCAUUGAUUCAACGCACUCAAUGUUCAAAGAAGGAUUGGUCAAUUACGACGGCAUGAUGCUUAGCUUUGACGAGAUCUUUUUGUUUAAAGUAAUGACGCUGCUGAACAAAGUGCUGGCACAGGACGAGCGAAUUCAAAUCGUGCUCGUUCCGUCAUUGAGAGACGCCAACCACCAGUUUGUAUACCCGCAACCUCCGCUGGACAAAAAGAAAGCGUGCGAAGCAUUCGAGGCGCCCGAGUACGCCAAGCGCGUCCACUUUAUGCCCAAUCCUAGCACAUUUGCCGUGAAUGGGGUUGUAUUCGGAGCAUCAGCAUUGGACGUAAUCAUGCAAUUGAGCUCGAACGAGCUUUAUAGAGCCCAAAGUCGUGAUCCAAACCGGUUGCUGCGGCUGUGUGAACAGAUUAUCGACCAGCGAAGCUACUACCCAAUAUUUCCUCCUCCUCCGAGCAGCGAAGCGCCUAUCGACCUGCGCUAUACGAAGCAAUUUCAAUUCGAAGAGACGCCGGAUAUCCUAUUGCUCCCUUCAAUCCUCAACCGUUUUUGUGGGCGAGCGAAAGACUCCAUUUGUAUCAACCCGGGUCAGCUGUGCAAGGGCGAGUCUGGUGGCACCUUUGCGCACAUAACUAUCCUCCCUUUAUCCAGCGACAGGAUCGAAAGCGCGGUCGACGACAAGUGUGCUCAUUUCGUACCAGAUCGGACACUCGUCGAGAUCAAGCGCAUCUAG
Messenger RNA from Hyaloperonospora brassicae, 1878 nucleotides. The record is from the annotation of a GenBank genome assembly. NCBI's taxonomy places the organism in Eukaryota, Oomycota, Peronosporomycetes, Peronosporales, Peronosporaceae.